Capsicum annuum is the source of this 3178-nucleotide messenger RNA. RefSeq names its product lipoxygenase 6, chloroplastic. NCBI's taxonomy places the organism in Eukaryota, Viridiplantae, Streptophyta, Magnoliopsida, Solanales, Solanaceae. Gene Ontology annotation, biological process: lipid oxidation. Bases 117 to 2954 code for a protein of 945 amino acids. Gene Ontology annotation, molecular function: protein binding; metal ion binding; oxidoreductase activity, acting on single donors with incorporation of molecular oxygen, incorporation of two atoms of oxygen. The record is from RefSeq and is a predicted model, not a curated record. The transcript has 8 exons.
GAACGUGGAGGAAUCUUUUUGGUAAUUGCACGGUGGAAACCACCACUUCUGGACAAUAGAAAUAAGUUUCUUUGAUCAACUUCUAGUCUUUAAAUUUUGUUGGUCCAAUCAUUCGAAUGAUGUUUACAGCUCAACCAAGAUCCACUCCACUUAGUUCAGAAAUCCAACAUGUCUUCACCGUCCGCUCACCUGUGGAGAUCAUGACAACAAGGAGGAAAAUCAGUAGUCAGAUUAGUAGAUUUAAAGUUAAAGCUGUGAUUCAAAGUGGGAAUGAGGAGAAGAAGAAGACAGUGGAAAGUGGAAAGUUGGUGGAGAAAUCUGGAGAAGAGAGUAAUGGGUUUUCUGGAAAAGGGGUGAGAGAUGUGAAAGCAGUGAUCACUUUGAGGAAGAAGAUGAAGGAGAAAAUCAGUGAAAAGAUUGAAGAUCAGUGGGUAUCUUUAAUGAAUGGGAUUGGAAGGGGAAUCUUGAUUCAGCUCAUUAGUCAAGACAUUGAUCCUGUUACCAAGUCGGGAAAGUAUGCGGAGUCUUAUGUGAGGGGCUGGUUUUCCAAGCCUUCUGAUCAUCCAUAUAUAGUUGAAUAUGCUGCCAAUUUCACUGUACCACACGAUUUUGGAUGCCCUGGAGCAAUCAUUAUUACCAAUCUCCUUGACAAAGAGAUACACUUGGUGCAGAUUGUUGUUCAUGGCUUUAAUGAAGGCCCUUUAUUCUUUAGUGUUAAUACAUGGAUUCAUUCUCAGAAAGAUAGUCCAGAGAGUAGAAUUAUCUUCCAAAAUCAGGCAUAUCUCCCAUCUCAAACACCACCUGGCAUCAAGGAUCUUCGACGUGAAGACUUGUUGAGCAUUCGUGGCAAUGGGAAAGGCGAGAGGAAGCUACAUGAACGAGUCUAUGAUUAUGACGUUUACAAUGAUUUAGGCAAUCCUGAUAAAAGUGAGGAUCUUGCUAGACCUCUGAUAGGUGGCCAAGAGAGACCUUAUCCUAGGCGCUGUCGGACUGGUAGAGGUCCAACUAAGAAAGAUCCACUUGCAGAGCGUAGAAUAGAGAAACCUCAUCCAGUUUAUGUCCCUAGAGAUGAAACUUUUGAAGAAAUUAAGCAAAAUACUUUUUCUGCUGGAAGGUUGAAAGCUCUAUUACAUAACCUGGUACCACUAAUUGCGGCUACAUUGUCAAGCUCAGACAUUCCCUUUACAAACUUCACAGACAUAGAUAAGCUGUAUAACGAUGGGUUUGUCUUGAAUGAUGAUAAAGAUUUAAAGAAGAAUAAAUUUCUUUCUGAUACUUUGGAUAAAGUAUUUUCUGUCAGCAAAAGGUUGCUCAAGUACGAGAUUCCUGCUAUAAUCAAACGGGAUAGAUUUGCGUGGCUGCGAGAUAAUGAGUUCUCCCGACAAGCUUUAGCAGGGGUUAACCCUGUGAACAUUGAACUUUUGAGGGAAUUUCCAAUUGUUAGCAAGCUAGAUCCAGCUGUUUAUGGCCCCCCUGAUUCAGCUGUUACCAGGGAUCUUAUAGAACAGGAGCUUAAUGGACUGAGUGUUGAAAAGGUAAUGAUCCUUUUCCAAAGUAUUUAUUUUGGGAAAUCUAGCUUUGGUGUGUUUCUACACCUAAAAUUUCAUCUCAAAUUUUCUAUUCAGGCUAUUGAAGAAAAGAGAUUGUUUAUACUUGAUUAUCAUGACAUGCUUUUGCCAUUUAUUGGGAAGAUGAACUCCUUGCUAGGGAGAAAAGCUUAUGCAUCAAGAACACUUUUCUUUUACACAUCCAGAGGUGUUUUAAAGCCAAUUAUCAUUGAACUUUCACUGCCUCCUACACCUUCUUCACCUAGGAACAAGCGUAUAUUCUCCCACGGACAUGAUGCAACCAAUCACUGGAUCUGGAAUCUAGCCAAAGCACAUGUUUGUUCAAAUGAUGCCGGCAUCCAUCAGUUGGUGAACCAUUGGUUAAGGACUCAUGCUUGUAUGGAACCAUAUAUCAUUGCAACUCAUAGGCAUCUUAGCUCAAUGCACCCAAUUUACAAGCUACUUCACCCUCAUAUGCGCUACACACUGGAAAUCAAUGCGCUUGCAAGGCAGAGUUUGAUAAAUGGGGGUGGAGUUAUUGAAGCAUGUUUUAGCCCUGGAAAAUAUUCAAUGGAAAUAAGCUCUGCAGCUUACAAGAGUAUGUGGCAGUUUGAUAUGGAAGCGCUGCCUGCAGAUUUAAUAAGAAGGGGAAUGGCUGUAGAGGAUCCAUCGAUGCCUUUGGGGGUGAAACUUGUGAUUGAAGACUACCCUUAUGCAGCGGACGGCCUUCUCAUAUGGUCUGCCAUAAAAGAAUAUGUCGAGUCCUAUGUUGAGCACUACUACUCCGAGCCUAAUUCUGUCACGUCUGAUGUUGAGCUCCAGGGCUGGUGGAAUGAGAUCAAGAACAAGGGACACCCCGAUAAGAAAAAUGAGCCUUGGUGGCCAAAGCUUGUUACCAAAGAAGACUUGUCUGGCAUACUCACCACAAUGAUCUGGAUUGCCUCAGGCCAACAUGCAGCAAUUAACUUUGGGCAGUACCCUUUUGGAGGUUAUGUACCUAACCGUCCUACUCUUAUGCGAAAGCUCAUCCCACAUGAAGAUGAUCCCAGCUAUGAGAACUUUAUUCUUCACCCUGAGUACACUUUUCUGGCAUCUUUGCCUACUCAACUUCAAGCUACUAAAGUGAUGGCUGUUCAAGAUACCUUGUCGACUCAUUCAGCUGAUGAGGAAUACAUGUGUCAGUUGCACGAAAUUCAAAGAUUCUCUAUAUAUGAUCAUGAAGUUUUGAAGGUUUUUGAAAGAUUCAGUGCCAAAUUAAAGGAGAUAGAAAAUACCAUCAACCAAAGAAACAAGGAUAUCCGUCUUAAAAACCGAAGUGGUGCUGGUGUUCCUCCAUAUGAACUGCUGCUACCUACCUCUGGUCCUGGCGUUACCUGUCGUGGUAUUCCCAACAGCAUCUCAAUCUGACAUGCUCAUGUGCUCACUGUAUAAUUUAUGUCUUCAAUGGUUAUGAUUUGUCAUAGAUCAUCUGGAACUUGGCAGCAUGCAAUUUGUAGUUAUAUAUUCCUUUUUUAACACUAGUAGACUAGAAGAAUUAUUUUGCAGAUCUUGCAGCAUAAUAUAUUGAGGGCUUUAAACUGGAGAGAAGCAGUGUAAUUAGAAAAUAACAUUGAGCUGUCUUUCGAAGAAGA